Molecule: messenger RNA, 1331 nt
Organism: Cajanus cajan (pigeon pea)
Lineage: Eukaryota; Viridiplantae; Streptophyta; Magnoliopsida; Fabales; Fabaceae
Product: cationic peroxidase 1
Biological process (GO): response to oxidative stress; hydrogen peroxide catabolic process
Molecular function (GO): peroxidase activity; heme binding
Source: RefSeq, a predicted model, not a curated record
AAUCCAAAUAAAUCCCAAUAGGUUUCAUCAUUUCUCAGUUGUGACAUUGUUAUCUAAUAGCUUAACAUAGUACUAUAUAUCCUGAUCAGUCAUUCAUUGCAUGUAAAAUAGUAUGGGAUCGCGUGGGUAUUUCUUUGUUCUUCUCCAUGCUUUUGUGUUUGUGAGUCUUGCAACCUCAGUUUUCUCACAAUUGACACCAAAUUACUAUGACUACUCGUGCCCCAAUGCUUUGAGCACCAUCAAAAGUGUCGUGGAGGCUGCAGUGCAGAAAGAGUACCGUAUGGGUGCAUCCUUGCUACGCUUGCACUUCCAUGAUUGCUUUGUCAAUGGUUGUGAUGGUUCAAUUCUACUGGACCCUUCACCCACCAUUGACAGCGAAAAGAAUUCAAGAGCUAAUUUCCAAUCAGCUAGAGGGUUUGAAGUGGUGGAUGAGAUAAAGGGGGCAGUGGAUGAAGCAUGUGGAAAACCAGUUGUUUCUUGCGCUGAUAUAUUGGCUGUAGCAGCUCGUGACUCUGUCGUUGCGUUAGGGGGGCCAACAUGGGAUGUGCCACUGGGGAGAAGAGACUCUACCACAGCAAGUCGUGAUGCAGCAGAUGCAAGCAUUCCAGCAGCAUUUUUUAACCUCUCUCAACUCAUCACCAACUUCAAGAACCAUGGUCUCGAUGAGAAGGACCUUGUUGUCCUUUCAGGAGGCCACAGUAUUGGAUAUGCACAAUGUGUUGCAUUCAGGGACCGUAUCUACAAUGACUCCAACAUCGAUCCCAACUUUGCACAAGACCUUAAAUACAUUUGCCCAAGAACUGGUGGUGACACCAACCUUUCUCCUUUGGACCAAACAGCCGCGAAAUUUGACAUCCAGUAUUUCUCUGGUUUGGUUCAAAAGAAUGGGCUUCUUCACUCUGAUCAAGAACUCUUCAAUGGUGGUUGUACUGAUGAACUUGUCAAAGAGUACAGCUACGAUUCCGACGAUUUCUUCGUGGAUUUCGGGAAUUCGAUGAUUAAGAUGGGGAAUAUUCAGCCCCUUACUGGGAAUCAAGGUGAAAUUCGCGUCAAUUGCAGGAAAGUGAACUGAUUAUUAAGAAAAACAAUUAAGUGAAGUUUAUACUCAUACAUAUACCAGUAGAAAUCUGGAGGGUAAAAGUCGUUGUGCAUUUUAUAAAUGUAUGUAAUAGUUUGAUAAUUUAGGUUAUCCAUAAGGGUUCAUAAACUAUUUCGUGUGAAGUGAAUGGAAUAAAGAAGUCAGUUGCAUGCUCAAAAAUGGGAUUCUUAAUUUUGGAAGGGACGCGAUGUUUUUGGCCAAGGUAGAGAGGCUUGAUUUCCCUUUAUGCCUU